AUGGCCUUUGACGAAGGCCAGGAAUUUGAGUUCCUCACUGCUCUCUCCGAAGACGACUAUCCCAAGCAGGAGACCAUGUCUGGCUUUCAGCCCGAGCCCGCUCAGCACGUGAACUUCAAUGCUGAUGCGCUCUCUGCCGACCAUGUCUACUGUCAGAUGUCCUCAGAAUUGCCCGCGGGCGGUUCGGACGCGGUUGACUUUCCCAUCGUUGAGGAAGGGAAAGAGACCACGCAGACGGAGUUUGAAGAGGAGGAUAUACCCCUUGGAAACGAUGAAAACUGCUGGUACGGAGUCUACUUCUGUACUCGGCCUGGAUGUGACACAUUGUUUUCCACACCUGGCGCUAGGAGGUGA
This is a messenger RNA of Colletotrichum costaricense, 354 nucleotides long. RefSeq lists its product as uncharacterized. NCBI's taxonomy places the organism in Eukaryota, Fungi, Ascomycota, Sordariomycetes, Glomerellales, Glomerellaceae. The record is from RefSeq and is a predicted model, not a curated record. The transcript is spliced from 2 exons. Bases 1 to 354 code for a protein of 117 amino acids.